Molecule: messenger RNA, 4064 nt
Organism: Pocillopora meandrina
Lineage: Eukaryota; Metazoa; Cnidaria; Anthozoa; Scleractinia; Pocilloporidae
Source: the annotation of a GenBank genome assembly
UAGCAACUGUCCAAGUAGUUCAUUCUAACGCCGGUCUUAUUUACGGAUUCCCACAGAGGCAAUACGCUACAAAAAGCUACUACACGUAACAUUUACGACGACUGCAUUUUCGUGGAAACAGGGUAGUUCGCGGAAGAAAGAAAUAAGAUUUUGUGGUCCAACAGAAACAUGCGUGGAAUUUUGACGAAUUAUGAUUGAUAUUUGUGGUGAAAGCACAACGUAAAGUUUUGAAGCUGUCUACAAUUUGAUUAGUUGGGCAGUAAUGGGUUCAUUCGACUACAGGUAAAGAGUAGCUUCUGGUAGCUUAAAGCUAUGGGUUGCGGAGCUUCCAAAGUAACGCCACAAACUGAAGAAUUCGAAGAAGAUAAACCACUUCACGCCAACGGACGAAACCGCAACAAACAUGAGUCGUUAUCAAAUGGGCAUGCACACUUGCCUAAUGGCAAGGCAACUGCCACAGGAUUAGCAAAUACUGAGAAAAACGGGGAUGUAAAUCACAACUCACUAGUAAAAAAAGAUACUGAUUAUUCAAAUGGUGACGUUUUGAACAAACCCGCUCAAGAACCACAACAUUCUCAGAACGGUAAGUAGAUCACAGUAACAAAUUGAAGCGCCCUAAUAAAAUACUGGAGCUAGAGUUAAGCUCAUAAUCCUUUAGUCUUAAUUUUUACUCAGGCAAAUGACAACAGAAAGCGCUUUAUCUACGCAACUAUGCAAGUUACCAUUUGUUGAUAUAUCACAAUUCGUGGUGAAAAAUACCUUGAGGGUUUGAUUUAAUUAAACAUUACGCUGUACACCCGCUGUGCGAUCGAUCCAACUUAACAACUUUCAUGUUUGUGUAUCUAAAAUUCAUCACCUGUGAAAUCAAAUUUUACACAUUUCCAUUACAUUUGUUUGAAUAUUUCGUUGAGUGCAAACAUACUUAUGUACUUAGCCGGUGAAUUCUUUAUGGUAAGAACUAUUUGCCUUGCAAUGAACUGUCAUUUGGGAUAAUAUGUGUAUGUUGAGACAAUAAUGUUUCUUCGGUUGGAUAACAUUGCUUAAUAAGUUCAUAUUACCCGCACUUAGACUGUGAUGAACAUUCGUUAAGUCCUUAACAUUUCGACGAAAAUUUUUCCUUGAACACGUCUUACGAACACGGAUGUAAUCACGUUUUAUAUUUACUCCUAACUAAAUUUCGCUGGCUUUUAAUCGAAAUGUUCCGCUCUCCUAUGUACUCACAGUAACAUUCGCAAUAAUUUAUUCAGUUUAAUUAAAAAAGAUGAGCAAUUCAAAACGAUGAGGAGGAAAAAACAUGGUGAUAUAUAGAAUAAGACAGAUGGUAAGUUUUGAGCUCGGUAAAGAAAUAUAGAAAGAUGUUUUUCGUCUCGUCACGAGCGUGGGACAAAGAAAAAAAAUUGAGGUUCGAUUCUUCAUGGGGCUCAAAAUUUUUUUUUUCUUUUUCCCACGCUUGUGACAAGACGAAAAAAAAACAGUGAUAUUUCAUACAAAGUUAACAACCUGCUAUUAUUUCUUUCUCUAGAGGAGAACCCCAGUGACAACACACAGCCUCAAGUUUCCAAAGCAGUGGCGUUUGAUAUUGUGCUUGGACAAAAUGAUUCUGAUAAAGUUUCGACUGGACUGAUGCCAAACCGACCGCCUCGUCGUUUACAGGUGGGUAGUUCCAUGUGGCAAUGAUAUUUUGCUGUUUAUGCUUUACUUGAUAAAUAUCUUCUGAAUUAAAAAGUGAAAUAAAUAAAACUCUUCCUUCAACAGAAAAUUGAGAGCGCACCAGUUUUGACAAGAGAAGCAUUAGCACAAAGACAAGCUGCAGCAGAAUUAAACAGGCAAAAGGUAAUACACUUUCCGAUACAAACUAGUAUUUUAAUCCUCUAACUAGAGGGGAGAAUUAACGAUCAAAUCGUGGAAACUGCUAGACAUUUCCUUAUAAAUUAGUUACAAGCAUUUGGUUUUAGAUUAAGACAACAACUUCUACCUGAUAAGUUAUAGCAUUCUCAUUACCCAUUUGCUGGAUUAUAUAUAGAUAUCUUAGGAAGAAGUUACUUGUUAAUCACCUCUGGGAGUUAAAAGGGUCAAUAUUACUUAGUGACUGCUCCAUUGAUUCGUAGAAAUUUUACUGUGAAAAUCUAAUUUACAGUAGGGAGGAAAGGGAAAGGGAAAGGACACAUCCUGUGCAACCUUUACUGGCAUGUGCCUCCCUACCCCACCCCCCACACACACACACCAAGGGUUUCUUUUUUUUCCCGUUAGGUUGUUCUGGUUAGAAAACGAGUGUAAACAAUCACAUAUAAUUUUCAAGGGACUACAAGAGAGUGCAGAUAUAUUUGUCUUUUCAAGUCCAAAUGCGUAGAGUAAUUGAACUGUGACAAUAUUUUUGUUUAGAUAUUUUGUUUGAAACUACUUAUUUUGCAGUCUUGAUUGUAAAUGCAGCAGAGAAAACUUGCUUUUACAAGAGAAAUUUAAGAAUGCAAAAUAUCUAUUUGGAGAAAUGUCCCUCCCCUCCCUCAAUCUAAAGAAAUGGGCCCCAGGCAUGCUCUUGCCUGAAAUGGGAUCAAAAGACACACCUGUGCUAAAAAUUAGUUGAGAGAAAUUAUUAAGUUUUUUUUUACGUAAUUUUACAAUAGGAGUUGCAGAAGAAAGUCAAAGUUAUGUCUAGAAGACGAACAGAACUUCUCAUGGCAAGAGAAAUGGACAAAGCCCAACAACAGAAGGCAGAGGUAACAUGAUCAAAUGUGAUUAACCCUUUAUGCCCUGAGUGUGAUAAAAAUCUAGUUUCUCCCAACAGUAUUGCAACUGAAUCAAACCUUAAGGCCAUGAGAAAAAAGGAAAUGAUUGUAAACUUAAGAAGCUCUUGAUUGUUUGACAAAUUCUCCUUGUAAGAAACAUAGGAAAUGUGAAGAGAACAGUAUGAAGAAAAUUCAUACUGAUGUUAGGGUGUAAAGGAUCAACCCAUGAAACAUUUAUGUCUACAAGUAAAAACUUCUUCAAGUUUUUGGAACCAAAACUUUUAAAAUUUUUUUUUUUUUUUAUCGUGAUGACCCUACAGUUAGAGGAAAAACUGACAAUGUCAGACAGAAACAGAGAAAAACACCAAGCUGAAAUCAAAGCCAAACAGAGAAGAAGAGAAGAAAAGGCAAAAAGAGUACGCAAUAAAGCUAAGCAGAUCCAAGAAGGCGAUGAUGUAGUUGGCCUUGCUGUGGAUCAUGAUGAAACAUAUAAUGCAGAUGAAGAAGGUAAAAGUACUGGGCUCAGUUGUAUAAAAGGCGGAUAAUACUAUCCAAUGGAUAAGUGAUGGCAAAACAUUGAGUGUUAUCCACUGGAUAAAGUUUUAUCCAAUGGAUAGGGUUAUCCAACCUUCGAAAAACUGGGGCCUGUAAAAUAGCAAAUUUUAAAUGAGCAUAAAAGUAAUCACAAUUGCCAAUCACAAGAAAGCAAGUCAGUGAGAGGUUUGCAAGGAGUCUGGCACUGAUAGUUAGUGCCACAAACAAAGAAAACUGAGUGGAGAAAUGUGCUUCUUGCAGCACUUAUAAUGAGGCAUUAUAAUGAGGCAUUAUAUAUAAAACAGCUAGGCACCAAUGUUUUCCUGCAAUUUUUUUGUUAUGAUUGAACACUAAAUUAAAUUUUUUUUUUGAAUAGAUGAGUCCUGGGAUGUUGACACCUCUCACCAAAACAGUAGAAGUAGUAAUCUUUACGGCAAAAACAGUUUGCCAGUGUUAGAUAACAGUAAAGAAGAAUCAGAUGAAAUACAGAACAAUGAAAAUACAACAAAUGAACAGGAGAAUCUCAGAGAUGUACAUGACUUCUUUGAUUCCUGACACCAACAACAAGAUGUACAAUUAAUUUUUCAAUCAAAUCAACUUCAGAGCACCUCCACAGAUUCUACUAAAUAAAUUAAUUUGAACAGGUAGAUAGAAAAAAUUCCUGCAAGUAUAACAGCCUAUGAACUUUGCGUCUCAAUUUCCAGCAUUUUCUUCUGUGUGAUUUUUCCUACCUCAGGGAAGAAGUGUAGACCCAGUUCUCAAAGAGCAGCUGCUUAGCAAACCUCUUGCCUUUUAAGGACCACA